Messenger RNA from Rhopalosiphum maidis (corn leaf aphid), 501 nucleotides. RefSeq lists its product as uncharacterized. The transcript has 4 exons. Bases 1 to 489 code for a protein of 162 amino acids. The record is from RefSeq and is a predicted model, not a curated record. Lineage: Eukaryota; Metazoa; Arthropoda; Insecta; Hemiptera; Aphididae.
AUGUUAUCAGUACUGAUAUUCCCAAUAGAACGUUCGGAUGUCGGAUUUUCUGGAUUUGAGAAUCAUACUGGUAAACUUACACGAGGGGUAGGACUUGGCGGUGUUAUUGGAUCACUCGAUUCGUUAUCUGGAUUUGGGGACGAUCUAUCCGACCCGUUUUCCCGUUUUCCGCUCAUUAACUACUUUAUCUACUUGAUCCGAGAAAAUGAUCACAGAGGAUUCCGGGAUCGGCUGAUGUUCGCUAUUGUCGAGGAAACACACAUCGCUCACGCAUCGGCAGCGUACACAUAUCACAAUAUCCGAGAAAAUGAUCACAGAAGAUUCCGGGAUCGGCUGAUGUUCGCUAUUGUCGAGGAAACACACAUCGCUCACGCAUCGGCAGCGUACACAUAUCACAAUAUCCGAGAAAAUGAUCACAGAGGAUUCCGGGAUCGGCUGAUGUUCGUUAUUGUUGAGGAAACACACAUCGCUCACUCAUCGGCACCGUAAACAUAUCAUAAU